Meloidogyne enterolobii is the source of this 744-nucleotide messenger RNA. Lineage: Eukaryota; Metazoa; Nematoda; Chromadorea; Rhabditida; Meloidogynidae. The record is from the annotation of a GenBank genome assembly.
AUGAACAUUCAAGGCCACAAGCUGUGGUGGCCUUUGUUGAUUCUCCAAUGCAUUUUAAUUCUGUUGAUUGCGCAGAUGGCGGAUUGUAAUUCAAGCAAUGAGACAAUUGAAAAACGAGUAAUUUCAAAACCCCCAGACAUAAUAAAAGAUAUUUGGAAGAUAAAUACCUUAGUGAAAAAUAUUUUCACAAAGGAGACGAUAAAUGUAAAUAAAGAGUUGGAAAAGCUGAAAGUAUUAAAUCCGAAAAUAUUAAAUUUAUUUAAGUACACAAAAGGAUUUGAAAGAUUAAAUAUAUAUGUUAAAAGACACAUUGAGAAGAAGAACAAUGCAGCGAUAACACAAACCGAUUUGAUAACAAAUUAUGAGGAAUUGAACUACAGCUUGAAUAUAUUGGAGGAUAACGAUUUCGAACAAAGAAUGGAAACAAAACUUGCUUGUGAUAAUUUAUUUUCUCAAGAAUUAGAAAAAUAUUCCUUAAAAGAAAUUUGUAGCCAGUUACAAAAGAUGGUUAAAAUUUAUGGUGUUGGAUUAGAAAAUGUGUAUGAAAAACAGACACAAAAAUUGGACAUUAAUUAUGAAAUUAAGACAAUUUUAGAAGAAUUGGAUGGAAUUUUUCAUAUUUUUGAAAUUAAAAAGAACGGUAAGACAUUUAUGAAAUCAUUGGGAGUGGUUGGGAGGGAGAGUAGAGAGGUGUUUCUUGUGUUUAACAAACCAACCAAAAAAUUAGUUUGCCAUUUUUUCUAA